This is a messenger RNA of Penicillium macrosclerotiorum, 1371 nucleotides long. RefSeq lists its product as uncharacterized. Gene Ontology annotation, molecular function: protein binding. The transcript has a single exon. The record is from RefSeq and is a predicted model, not a curated record. The coding region runs from base 1 to 1371 and encodes 456 amino acids. Lineage: Eukaryota; Fungi; Ascomycota; Eurotiomycetes; Eurotiales; Aspergillaceae.
AUGCGAGUCCCCACGGAAAUCUUACGCCGGAUUAUUCAGGAUGCAGGACGUAUUCUGCCCAUACGAGAUCUGAUGUCGGCAAGGCUUGUCAAUAGUAAGCUGAACUUCAGACCGUUCAUCCCUACAAACCUGGCUAAACAAGCUAUUCUAGCCUUUUUCGCGGAUGAGAUCAUAGCGUUGAUUAAGGCGGAUCCUCGAAAGUCCCUCCGCUACAUGGUAGAACUUCAUUCCAGUCAGUGGUCAUUGACUGUUCACAGAAUACUGGAUCUGCCAAACGAGAGACUCACGCCAGAGGAUGAUGAAUUAUUGAUCGACAAAUUGAUCGACGCCUGGCUCUGUGGUCACAGAAAAUCUGAUGACUUCGGCCACCCGGAAUAUUCCAGGGCCCGUGAAUCUAUUGAGAAAACCCUCCAGGUUGCCCUCAUGACCAGUGCCAUUACCCGAGGGAACUGUACCGAAUUACAAGCCCUUAUCGAUCAAGGCGUCAGAUUAGACAUAAGAAGUGAUUGCUUAUGUCUGGUUCCAAUCGACAUUGCAAUAAAAAAGGGAUCCGGUGAUAUCACCCGAGUGAUCAUUGCGAAUGAGUCCAAGUUGAUAUAUGAGCUUCCCUACUUGCGUGGUUCAUACAGCUAUACCAACGUGAUAUCCGUGGCCGCUAGAAGUGGUAAUAUAGAGGGACUGAAAGUAUGGAUUCAAUACCUCAGAGAUACGGGAAAGGGGAUCCCCGAGUAUGCGGGGCCUGCUUUUAGAAGUGCAGCUCGAAUUGGAAGAAUUGAUGUGAUUGAGUUUCUUGAAGAGGAAUGUGGGAGCGAUUUUAACCAGACUGUGCUGCUCCAUGAAAUGCUGAUGCAAGGCAUCGUAUCUGGCUCCGUUGAUUCGGUGAGGUACUUUCUUCUUCGCCUAGGAAACGACGCAGAGAUGUGGACAAGCCCGUUUCCGAAGGGGGGAUUAAUUGCAGCUCUACAGGAUUGCCCUCCUACUCAGAGACCAGAGGUCCUUAAUAUGCUUCUUCAACAUGGCUUAGAUCCAAAUAUGAGAUACCCAGGGUCGCCGAGGACUCCUUUGCAAGUGGCGCUGAAGCGGAAAGACUCCAAGUCUGCUUUGGUCCUGUUGAAACAUGGAGCCACUGUGGAUCUUCAUUCUAUGGGUUCGGCCUUUUUCCUCGACGCAAAGAAAGACUCAGCUCCUCUUGCCAGGAUCAUAUUAAGAGAAGCCAGCAUCCAAACAUUCGAAUGGAAGGGUAAGAGGUAUGUGGCACAGAAACGACCAAAAGAAGUGAGAAGGAUUGAGAACAUCAUGCUGGAACUAGGGUGGAGCAACGAAAAUGUGGAGGAGGCGCAAAUAGAAUAUUAUAUUCUUGAGUAUCCUUGA